GGAAAGAGAUUGCAGAGGGGAGAGCUGUUGACUGGUUGAUGAAAGGCGAGGAAAUGGUGCGUUUCUCCCUCUUCCUCUCUUUUUAAAAAUCCGACCGUUGAGCCUGUAAGUGACUUACAGGGAAGUGACUUCUCACCCCCAUCCUCCUGCAGUUUUUUGGUAGAUUUGCCUGUCGGUGACUAACAGGUGAUUUUUCUCCCCCAAACACCACCUGUAAGUGACUUCCCUGUAAGAGACUUCCCACUUACCCAACUUACAGGCAUCCAAACAGGCCCUAGGGUUAGUUAUUCUCUCCCGCCCUUUGCUCUCUCUCUCUCUCUCUCUCUCUCUCUCUCUCUCUCUCUCUCUCUCUUCAGUCUUUUCCUGCAAUGCUCAGCAAGAAACGCAGACGCAUCGAACCCCCGACUAUCCAUCCCCGCAACAAAUACUCGGAAACUCGACCCGACUUCAAUCUCUUGGCCUCUCUCUACCCUUCAUUCCAACCCUACGUCUUCUACUCUCGCGAUGGACGGCCCAGGAUAGACUGGACGGACUUCAACGCCACCCGAGAACUCACUCGCGUCCUGCUCCAUCACGAUCACGGCAUCAAUUGGCAACCUACGGUGGCCACUUUCUCUAACGCAGGGGAAACGACUCAAUGUCAUGAAAUCCACCCCGACCAUCAGGUGUAUCCCAAUGUGCUAAUGGGGGUGAGAAAGCCUGCACUAUUUUGUAGGUGGAUUCCCGAUGGACAACUUUGCCCCACUAUCCCCAAUAGGUCAAAUUACAUCCAUUGGAUUGAAGAUCUGCUCUCAUCUGACUUUGUUGCCAAGAUGGACAGCUGUGGAGAUGGAGUGAGGGGCUUUGAUAUUGGAACUGGAGCUAACUGCAUUUACCCCCUUCUUGGUGCUUCCAUUCUGGGCUGGAGCUUUGUUGGGUCAGAUGUGACGGAUGUAGCUUUGGAAUGGGCACGAAGAAAUGUCGAGAGCAAUUCACAUCUUUCAGAGUUGAUUGAGAUAAGAAAGGCCGGGGAAAACCUACCGAGAGAAGAGGAGACUGUCGAUCAAUUGGUUUCUAGUGGAACUGCUUUAAAUUCAGAAGAAGAUACCAAUAAAGAUAGCUGCACUGUAGGAAAUGAGGAUGCAAUUUCUGAUGAGAAGAUAAGUUCUGGUGAGCUGCCUGUACUUGUUGGAGUUGUCAGGGAUGGCGAGCAAUUUGACUUUUGCAUGUGCAACCCUCCAUUUUUUGAGAGCAUAGAAGAGGUGGGAAGAAACCCAAAAACUUCAUGUGGGGGGACAUAUGAGGAGAUGGUUUUCCCUGGUGGAGAACAAGCUUUUAUCACUCGAAUUAUACAAGACAGUGUCAUGCUGAAACACUCUUUCAGGUGGUUCACAUCGAUGGUUGGUAGAAAAGAGUCCUUGAAACAACUUGCACGCAAGCUUCGUGAGGUUGGGGUGUCAAUAGUAAAAACUACUGAGUUUGUCCAAGGCCAUACUUCUCGAUGGGGGCUUGGAUGGUCGUUUAUGUCCCCAACUAAGAAGAUAUCAUCACAUGUGCCUGAGAACAAUCACCAGUCCUUCAUGCUUGAGGGUCUUGGACGUCAAUUUGGUGCCAUACAUGUAUUGAAAUCAGUGGAAUCCUUUUUCCUUGCUAGCGGUGCAUCUUGCAAAUCUAAUUUAUCAUCAUUUAUUGUUGAUGUCACUGCAUCGAAUGAACACUUUGAUGCAAUUCUAAAAGAUGGCCUACGGAUUUCUGAUGAAAGUGUAGGGCAAUUUAUAUGUGAUGGAUCCAAUGGCUCAAAUAGUUUGCCCUGUCCACUGAGUGAACUCUGUUUCCGUGUCACGGUAUUUGAGCAAAUUCCUGGCACACUUUUAGUCAGAGGAUCUCUACUUCACAGACAAAGCCCACUUUCAGGAAUGUUUGCAGCAAUUUUACAGCGAUUGGAGGUUGCUCUGAAAAAGGAAAUCUCAGGGAAAUUCAAGAGAUAGUGAACAACUUAAGAGUGCAAAUGUAACCACACUGAAACCAUGGAAAAGAUCACGUGGAUCCUACUAAAGCAGGACUUUGGCAAUGAGACUCAACAUCGGUGACAAGGAUUCUCUAGUCUCAUAUUGUGGGUCCAUGUUCCUUCUACGGUGGCAGGCUGAACAGACUGAUGAUCUGGAUCACCGAAACAUGUUCUCACUUGUACAAACUAAAAACAUGAAUAUAACCAUUGCAUGUAGUUCGUCCAUUCUCAUUUUCAUUUCCCUUCAUAGCCUGUUGCUGAAGGUGCCUUACCCUCCCCAAAUGGCUUGAUUAAGCAAAAAAAAGAAAGAAAGAAAGAAAGAAAAAAGACUACUAAGCUAUAUCAAUAGGUGUAUCAUCAGCUUUUCAGGGACACACAUCUAACAUUUGAUUCAUCCUAUACCUUGCUAAAUAGUUGGAUUACAUAAACAUGUUAUGGUGGUUCCAAUGCCUCUUAACUAAUUGCAUUUACAACUAUUUUUAUAAGUUGGCAUUUUCAA
This is a messenger RNA of Magnolia sinica, 2486 nucleotides long. RefSeq lists its product as uncharacterized. The transcript has 9 exons. Gene Ontology annotation, molecular function: 23S rRNA (adenine(1618)-N(6))-methyltransferase activity. Lineage: Eukaryota; Viridiplantae; Streptophyta; Magnoliopsida; Magnoliales; Magnoliaceae. Gene Ontology annotation, biological process: rRNA base methylation. The record is from RefSeq and is a predicted model, not a curated record. The coding region runs from base 369 to 1967 and encodes 532 amino acids. Gene Ontology annotation, cellular component: nucleus.